Kickxella alabastrina is the source of this 1095-nucleotide messenger RNA. RefSeq names its product glycosyl hydrolases family 18-domain-containing protein. The record is from RefSeq and is a predicted model, not a curated record. Lineage: Eukaryota; Fungi; Kickxellomycota; Kickxellomycetes; Kickxellales; Kickxellaceae. The coding region runs from base 1 to 1095 and encodes 364 amino acids. Gene Ontology annotation, biological process: carbohydrate metabolic process; chitin catabolic process. Gene Ontology annotation, molecular function: chitinase activity; chitin binding. Gene Ontology annotation, cellular component: extracellular region. The transcript is spliced from 3 exons.
AUGCACAUGUUGCUUAACAUUGCCGGACUGGCUUUAGGCAUGUUUACUCAAGUACUAGGCAGGCCCAUGAUUAUUGGCUAUUACCCGUCCUGGAAGAGAGCACGAAUGGCGAACGUGGACUUUUCAAAGUACGCGCACAUCAAUCUGUCUUUCGGCAUCCCAACAGCGGAGGGUACCUUUAGCUACGAGGGUGACUGGUUCCUGGCUCAGACAGUGGCAGACAUCCACAGCAAGGGUGCCAAGCCGUUUGAUGUUACUGGCGGGCCUUUGAAGGACAUUGCUGCCUUUGCCAAGGUCGUCGAUUAUGCCAAUCUUAUGCAGUACGAUAUCAACAGCAGUUGGAAUGCAGAGACCGGGCCCAAUGCGCCGUUCAACUUUGAACAGGGCAAAGGCAUUGGAUACUAUGGGUGGUCGACGACUGCAAAGGUUGAUAUGACCAAGGACCCUAACAACCAGUACCAGCCGCAAGAGAGUGUGGUCCCACUUGGCGACUCUGAAGAUGCCGCGUGGUAUGAUGCCUGCGCUGGAACAACCUCCAACAGCGGCACGUGGAUGUGGAAGCAUUUGUGCAACCAGGGCGUGCUAAGCAGCCCCAGCACGGCGGCAGCGCCGUGGGUGCGCCAGUGGGACCCGGUCUCACAGACGCCGUGGCUGUUCAACCCAACCACCAAGCAGUUAAUCUUGUAUGACGAUCCGCAGAGCAUCAAGAUAAAGGUCGACUAUGCUGCCGCCAAGGGCCUUGGCGGAACUAUGAUCUGGUCAAUCAACAUGGACUACAAUAACAAGCUCAUCGAUGUGAUUCAUAGCUGGAAUAUUGGCGGACCACCAAUUAACACGACUAUUUCGGCUGAUUCAAGCACCGCGGCGGUCCCAACGGCAUCAAAUACAGCUACAAUUACCACAACCAUUACAGUGACUCCGUCAAAACAUUAUCCUACUGUCACCAUUAUCAAUGGUAGUGGUAAUAGCGGCGAAACACCAGUUCCUGGCAGCAGUUGUUUAUUCAAUAAAGUUCACAAGUGCGCAAAAAUAUCCGGCAAGGAUGACGGCUACAAUGUGUCUCUUUGGCACAUGGGUGGCUCGAUCAUGCGGUAG